Trichomonas vaginalis G3 is the source of this 1032-nucleotide messenger RNA. RefSeq lists its product as uncharacterized. The transcript has a single exon. The record is from RefSeq and is a predicted model, not a curated record. Bases 1 to 1032 code for a protein of 343 amino acids. Lineage: Eukaryota; Parabasalia; Trichomonadida; Trichomonadidae.
AUGCGGCCUUUAACUUAUAGACCACAUACAUCGAUUAGAUCUAUUAGUCCAAUAAUAAUCAACAAUAAUUUACGACCUUUAUCAGCUUUAACUAAUUCCAACGAAAGAUUAGUUCCAUCUGCGAGGACUGUCCGCACAAUUGUUGCUCCAAGAAUGAUAAAAAACACUUGUGUUGAAAUGAAAUCGUCAGCAGACUCGUUUUCGCUGCUUACUAAGUCAUAUAAAUUUUUCAUGAACAAAUUACCCGAUGGAAUAUUCACCGAUUUUUCAUUACAGUUCCAAGAACUCUCCGAAAACUUUAAGAAAUUCCAUUCAUUAACAGUAUCACAGCUAGAUUCACGUCGCGCAAAAACUUCGUUAUCAAAAUUGAACCAAGAUCGCAAAAAUACGAAUCUUUCGAAGCACGCAAAUAAAUUAACAAAGAAAUUAGAGGAGUUUGCAGUGUCAGCACACUCAAUUAACGCUAGUGGAACUACACGUUAUUAUGAAUUGAUGCAGGAAGGGUUUCAGUUCCUUUUUGAAAGCCUAGAUACAAUAAAGAAGUCGAUAAGUGGAUGUAGAACUACACAGGAUAAGUCAAUGGUUAAAUAUAACCAGUUAUAUGCCAUCGCGUUUCAUGCAAAGAAAACUGUCGAUGACACUUUUGCUCUACCUGCUUCAAAGAGGUUUGAUAACUUUGAUUUUCAGACUUUCAAAAAUUCGAUGAUACAAAUUACGUCAUUAGCAAUUUCUAUUCUUUCCAAAGGCAUUCCAUUAAGACUUACAUCAUCAUACCAAAUAGCAAACCUAAGAUCUACGAUUUCUACCUCUUGUCUUACGAUAUCAAAUUUAAUGGAGUCUUCUCUUUGUUUUCAAGAUGAUAUAACACACUUAAGAUCGUGUUUGAUCGAUUUUACUAACCAUCUUAAGUUUAUUUUUGAGAAACUCUGUCUUCCUUUUGACGUGAAUUUUAACUUUGAGAAAUUCAAAACUCUGAACGCGGAAGAUCUUGUUGAAGAUGAGGCUUCAAUAAAUUACGAUAUGAAUUCUUAA